AAAUGCCCUAAGCACAUUCGCCUCCCUCUACAGGCCAAAUGCGCUGCUAUGUUUUGGGCUUGGCCGAGAUAAGGUAGCCGAAUCUGAGCCUCUUUUCCUGGCAGCCUGCGGGAAUUCGUCACGGUCUAUUUCGAGAAGAAACGAUGGCCCAUUUCCUGUGGCCGGAGCCGCUGUCAAGCGCGCAGCUCAAGCGGCUGGAGGAUCACAAGUACAGCGCCUCGGGUCGCUCCCUGCUGGAGCCGCCGUGCCAGAUCUACUGGAACUGGCUGGUCCAGCAAAUCCCGACGUGGGUCGCCCCGAAUACGCUCACCAUCGUCGGCCUGCUGGUCAACAUCGUGUCCACGCUCCUGCUCGUAUUUUUUUGCCCCAAAGCUACGGAGGAGGCUCCAGCAUGGGUCUUCAUCCUGAGUGCUCUGGGCCUGUUCGUGUACCAGUCUCUGGACGCCAUCGAUGGCAAGCAGGCCCGCAGGACCAACACCAGCUCGCCCCUCGGCGAGCUCUUCGACCACGGCUGUGACGCCGUCUCCACAGUGUUUGUCGCCGUGGGAACGUGCAUAUCCUGCGGCAUCGGCCGAUACCCCCACUGGAUAUUCUUCUGCGGCUUCAUCGGGAUGUUCAUGUUCUUCUGCGCCCACUGGCAGACCUAUGUGUCCGGAACCCUCCGCUUUGGCCUGGUCGACGUCACCGAGGUGCAGUUUGCCAUCAUCACCAUGUACCUGAUGUCUGCAUUCGGGGGGGUGAGCGUUUGGCAAACCACGUUGCCCCUCAUUGGACUGAAGCUGUACAUCUUCCCUAUCGUGGGCAUCGUCGUCGGGGCCCUCUACUCCUGCCACAACUACUUCCAUGUCAUUCUCAAUGGCGGCGUGGGCAAAAACGGCUCCACCGUGGCUGACACAAGCGUGUUGAGUCCCGGUUUACACAUCAGCCUCAUCCUCACGCUGGCCUUCAUCAUCUUCAAGAAGUCAUCCAGUCGGCUGUUUGAGCUCCACCCCUGCCUCUACCUGCUCACCUUUGGCAUGGUCAUCGCCAAGAUCUCCAACAAGCUUGUGGUGGCGCACAUGACAAAGAGUGAGCUUCACCUCCCAGACACUGCCUUCAUCGGCCCGGGCCUCCUCUUCCUCAACCAGUACUUCAACAGCUUCGUUGACGAGUACAUUGUCCUCUGGAUCGCCAUGGUGCUCUCCCUGGUGGACCUGACGCGCUACUGCACGGGUGUGUGCCACCAGAUUGCCGGCCACUUGCGCAUUCGCGUCUUCAGCAUCACGCCGCCCGGCCCCGCCCACCGCGACUGACAGCUUGCCCGGCGGGAGGAGGCGGAGGGAGACGCCGAUCUCUCCCCGCUCCUAAAAGCAGACAAGGACGAGACAAGACCCUGCACCCCAUGCCUUGACCAAGUGACCACCACUGCCUAAAAAAAAAAAAAAAACCUUGCCCACCAAAGUAAUGCUCCAAAACAAACAAAAACUCAUCUGACAUACCAAAGUUAAAAAAAAAAAAAAAAAAAAAACCUAAACUAUUAGCUUUUUAAUUUGUUCAAUAAAUGUGACUGAAUGCGAUCAAUCGGGGAUUCAAUGGGGGGUGGGGAAGAGGUGUUUUGGUCAGCAGGCGAUGUGAAGCAUUACUUUUCAUGUCAUCGCCAUUUGUUCUGCUCUCUGACUUCUCCCUUAAGGGCUAAAAAUGAAUGUUGUGAUUGUAUACAAUACAGCUGACAGAGCCUUAAUUCAUUUUGUUGUUAAAAAAAAAAGUUAAUCAUGCAAAACAACUUUGUACACAUUUUUCACUAAGAUCUGCAAUACAGAAGCUUUCCUCUUUUAGACAGAUUCAUACGUUUCUCCUCCAGCGAAUAUAAUAUGCUUAUUAUUCAGGUUGCCGGGGAUGAAAGGGGUUUCUUCUUCUUCUGUGGUACCGCUUUACUAUUUUUAGGUACCGUUUCCUGGUUUGUACUCUGGGAAGUAACAUUGGACUUUCUGUUUCCAUGACAAACUACGAAUUGAAAUGUACAACCGUGAUUUUUCACUGUUCACUAAUACAACUAACUGUCCU
This is a messenger RNA of Hippocampus comes (tiger tail seahorse), 2043 nucleotides long. RefSeq names its product choline phosphotransferase 1 (gene chpt1). Gene Ontology annotation, cellular component: Golgi apparatus; endoplasmic reticulum membrane. Gene Ontology annotation, molecular function: diacylglycerol cholinephosphotransferase activity. The record is from RefSeq and is a predicted model, not a curated record. Gene Ontology annotation, biological process: phospholipid biosynthetic process. The transcript has 8 exons. Bases 144 to 1292 code for a protein of 382 amino acids. Lineage: Eukaryota; Metazoa; Chordata; Actinopteri; Syngnathiformes; Syngnathidae.